GGCGCCGGCGGGGGGAUGGAUCCGGAGCAGACGUUCCUGCGGGUGCACGCGCGGCUCUCGGGGAUGCUGUCGCAGCUGCUCACCCCGCGGAUCCGACUCGCGCUCGAGUACCUCUACCUCGCCGGCGCCGUCGCGCUCUUCUGCCUGCUCGUCGUCAUGCACACAAACUUCGUGCAGCAGCCGGGCUGCUCAAGUGAGUUCUCUGGGACUGAAUUUGGUGAAGCACAACUUGUCCAAAUCAAGAUAAUCAGUGGGGGACUAUGGGCCAGCAAAGGUGCGUCUUAUAUUAUGGAUCUCCAGAACCUUGGGCGUUCAGCUGAGAAAAUUCUAGAGGUUAAUGGUGAUAAGUUCAAUAUUUUGGCAUCUAAGUUUUGGUCAACUUGGGUUGGUCCUGGAGCUAGAAAGAGAGUACCUGUACCGGAGUUGAAGACAACUGGAGAGGGUUCUGCGCAUCAUCCUUUAUCUGCUAAAGAAUCAUUUAAAGCAGCGGUUACAUAUUUAUUCAGGAAGUGGUACUCCCGUGUUAUUUUAUUUUGGAGGAACAUAAAGCAGGUUUCAGAUAAUACUCUCCAACUAAUGGUCAGAUCGAACUGGAAUGACUUCCUCCACAUCAUUAAGGAUCUUCAGUUACCAAGCAUAGAUAAUCUUCUUUCCACAACAGUGCAGUGGUUUGAGAAAAGAAGCAAAACAUUCGAGCCUACCUACUUAUAUGGUGUGGAGAAGGGAUAUUUCUUGCUUUCUGAAGGAUCCAAAAUUCGUCAUGGUGUCCGAACUAUAAACAUCACAAUUUCUGCUCGAAAUCCUUGCUUUGGGAACAGGUGGCAGCAGCUUUUGAUAAACAGCAUUGUUGGCUAUGAUACUAUCCUUACAAACAGCUUAGUGAAUUCUCCUGGUCAUGGUUAUCUAUACAACUUUCAGACGAAGGAGCUUUAUGAUCUUAGUUAUGGGCAUGAGCCGCCAACAGGUCCUACAAGAUUUGGAGAUUACUUUGUGACAAAAUGUGGUGUUCUUCUGAUGUCACUCUUUGUAUUCUUCACAACCACCAUGUCUGUGUCAUUUACCCUGAGAGAAACACAAUCCCGCAUGCUUAGGUUCACAGUGCAGCUUCAACACCAUGCACGCCACCAGCUGCCCACAUUUCAACUGAUAUUUGUGCAUGUCAUUGAAUCGUUGGUUUUUGUUCCGAUUAUGAUUGGGAUCCUCUUUUUUCUGUUCGAGUUCUAUGAUGACCAGUUGCUCGCGUUCCUUGUUUUGACUCUUGUAUGGUUAUGUGAGCUGUUCACAAUGAUCAGCGUCCGCACAUCUAUAUCAAUGCAGUUCUUUCCUCGAUUUUUCUUGCUGUAUUUCCUGGUUUUCCACAUCUACUUCUUCUCAUAUACCUACGGCUUCUCGUAUCUGGCUUUCUCUGCGACGGCAGCAUUCAUGCAGCAUCUGAUCUUGUACUUCUGGAAUCGUUUUGAGGUGCCAGCCCUUCAGAGAUUCAUUAGAAGCCGAGCUCACAUGCACCAACAGGGUGUUCAAAUUACAUCCUCUACCAUCUAUACGUCGACAUUACAUAUUGCAAGGGUAAAUGUGAGGGACCCUGGCACUAUUAAUGAUGGCCCAGGUGCUGCUCGUGAAACAGAUACCCUACUGCCUCAGGAUGAGCCUACGAGGAACCAACAAGAGGGCCAACUCAACGAAAACGCCGAGGCAGCAGCCAGCAACCCUCUCCAAUAUCAAGAUCAAAAUCCUCAGCAAGCUGGCAAUGCCCCUGCAGGCUCGGCUUCCUUGAAUCCACUUGCUUCACUUUUGCUGUGGUUGCUGGGAGGCAGUGCUUCAGAUGGCAUAGUUUCUUUCUUCUCCAUGUUUAGAGAUGUCCGUGACCAUGGCCAGGAUUACAUCGACCCGCCUCGAAAUGAAAAUGAACAGGUGACGUAGAAACAUGAUGAUAAAAGUGAAGGUGGACUGACAGACGAAAUGCCAACCGCAGCGGGUGACUGGGCAACGGUCAUGUGUCCUUAAGCUGAUUGUUUGUACCCGACCGCAGUGCCCCCCUUCACAGGAUAAUGACGAAUAUACAUAGCAGCUUACAGAACCGGCGUCGGCUGGGAAUGCCAUGUUGUCUCUGAUAUGUUCAUCUCUUUUUGGUUGUUCGGUAAGGUUGCUGAAACUGUAUAUCUAUUCAUGGUAUAUGUACAUUCCUACCGUCUCAAUGGGGAUGCCCGUUCAAGUCUUGUACAAAAGUCUUCUUCCUAUAGGUGGGAGGGGCAUCAUGUAGUAGUACCGCAGAAUGCUGGUAAUGAAUGGUAGUAUGAUUUGUUGCA
Molecule: messenger RNA, 2306 nt
Organism: Lolium rigidum
Lineage: Eukaryota; Viridiplantae; Streptophyta; Magnoliopsida; Poales; Poaceae
Product: membralin-like protein At1g60995
Exons: 15
Coding region: 16-1920 (634 amino acids)
Biological process (GO): response to endoplasmic reticulum stress; positive regulation of ERAD pathway
Cellular component (GO): endoplasmic reticulum
Source: RefSeq, a predicted model, not a curated record